Nomascus leucogenys (northern white-cheeked gibbon) is the source of this 5576-nucleotide messenger RNA. RefSeq lists its product as uncharacterized. The record is from RefSeq and is a predicted model, not a curated record. The transcript has 4 exons. Lineage: Eukaryota; Metazoa; Chordata; Mammalia; Primates; Hylobatidae. Bases 1 to 1086 code for a protein of 361 amino acids.
AUGGGCAGUCAGAGUGGAAACCCCCACUCCCGUUUUGGGAAAGUCCCCAAAUGUCUCUCCUGGACAGUGUUUCCCUCUGAGAAAUGCAACAAAGCCCACGGAGGGUCAUGGGAGCUCAGCCUGGCCUUUGUCCGCGCCAUCCUCCGCUGUCUGAGGCCACCUCCGCCCUCUGCCGACAACGUGGGCGCCUCGCCGAGGAGGCUGAGGACAUUCACCGACCGGCCCAUUACAUUAGAGGCUGCUGGCCGCCGACGCAGACCCCUGGCCUCGUGGACCAGCAAGCACGAGGGGCGGUUUUGUUUCUGCUGCCGUGGCAGAAGGGGGCACAACCAGAAGAAAAGAGCCUUCACUUGCCUGGACACCCAGGACACCCAGCCCGCAGCCAGGCACACCACCGUGCUAUUGUGUCUCCUGCUGGCUACAGACAACGUCACAGGAAGACAUCGUCAGGAGCCUGUGUCUGUGAGGAAAGAAAGCGAAAGACACCAUCAGAGGCCUCAUUGCACAGCAUUUCCCAAGACGUGCGGGCAACCUUUCGCUCCAGCAGGUAAGAAACCUGGCACUGGCUGUUGGCAGGUGCCUUCCUGGCAGGUUUGGCCGGUGGGCAUCCAUACAGGUGACAGUUCUGUCGAAGGCAUCACUGUCACACGGCAUGGUGGCCAUGCAUCCCGUCCCCUCUCACGUCCAGAUCCCGAAGACAGUGCUGCGUCAUUCCGCUGGGCAGCGGGCUGUUCCUGGGACCCUCCAGACCCUCGGACUACUUAUUUGAAGUCUAAGAUAGAGCUGCCGCGACAUUUUGGCUGUGAAUUAGUGACCAUUUGGGGUAAUAUUAGUCUAACGUUUGGACAGUGGCAAAGACAGGGACCAAGGUCUACAGCCCCAGCAGUUCUCACAGGGCUGAGACUGGAGAAGCACUGGAAGCUGACUCGCAGAUCACCUGAAGGGAGCAUCCAGGCAAGCAGUCGUCCCCCGCCUGGGAGCCACCCCAGGAGGCCUGCCGCCCCCUCGGAGCUGGGAAGUGGGAAUCGUCCGCCCACUCUGCCACCCAGGCUGUGCUACCAGCAGGGAAGCUGUGCCCAGCCAUGAUAUCAGGUGGCUGAGCCCCAUCUCCAGGCCUGAGCCUGGCCUGGAAGCCUCAGUCCUUAGGGCCUGGUGCUGGGGCCCCAAUUCUGAGGUGGGCCUCAGUGGCGAGUCCAGGCUACGGCUCCUUCCUAAGUCAGACCCUGCGAUUGUCUUGGGGAGCAGAGCCAGGGGCAGAGAGACACCACCUCUCCCCAGCAUGGCUGAGAAUGUAAGGCAGGAGGCUCCUCCCCUCCCUCCAGGUGAGCAGCAGGCAAGAGGCUCGGGGCAGAGGGGUCAGGCGCUCAGGGGAAUGUCUCCCGAAGGCUUGGGGACCACGAGCCAGGCUGACCUCCAGCCCAUGGAAGCAGAAGGCAAGGAUGGCUGGGGCUGACUCGGGCUGACCACCGUCCCCAGCCCCACCCGCAGCACUGCUGAAACCCAGACGGGCUGGCUCUCCCCAUCCCCCACGGCAAGGCUCUGGGGUGACCCCUGCUGUCUGGGGCAAGUGGAGACUCCCGUGGCCACAAAGCCACAGAGACGACCGGCUCCCCGUGUGAGACAGCCUUGCACAGGCUGAUUCUGACAGGCAGUGUGGGCUCCCAUGUCCUCAGGGCCAGGGCUGGGAUGAGGGUUGCAGAAGCCAGAAGGUCCCUGACCUCCAACAUCUUCCUGUGUAGCUGAGGAGGCUGAAAGGGGCCCAUGGCUGUGCCCUGUGGGGCGGGGUGCUCUGCUGAUGCUCUGGGCAGGAUUGUGGGGGGUGGUACAGGAGGAGGGGAAAGAAGGGGAGAGGAGAGAAGAGGGGAGGGGAAGGGAGGAGAGAGGAGGGAAGAGAGGGAAGAGAUCUGCAAACAGUGCAGGGGCUGGUGCGCCUGGGGGAAGAGUGGGGCAGGGCAAUGAACCUGGGCCUCCCCCAACUCCUUACUCCCCUCACCCAGGCUCACCAGAGGCUGUCGAGAGCACCCACCCUGCUCCCUCGCCUCAGGCGUCCCCAGCACAUUUCGAAGCCCCGCAGCCAGCAAGAGUCCCUUGGGACUGCCUCCCACCUGGGCUUCCCUCCGGAACCCACUGCCCGGUUGUUAGGGAAGCAUCUGCGCUAAUCCCACAGCUCAGCCAUGCCAGAUCCUCAGAGCGGGAGUAAAUGGAUCCUGAAACCCACGGCUGCUGUUGGGGGAGGAGGGGACCUUGGGGUUGGCUCCCAGCCCCUCUCUAGCCCUUCCUCUGAGGAACCAAGCCACGGGGGUCACGGACAGGGGAUUGGGCCACUCAGCUCAGCCAGCCUUGAGUGUGAGGACCAUGGGAGGCACCAUACCUGUCUGAGCCUGGAGAGGGCUUCCUAGGAGGAGGUGUCACCAGGCUGAGCCUUGAGAGUUGAGUUGGUCCAAUAAGUGGGCAGCCCGAUAGAUGUAGGGAUGGCGGAUGGCUUGGUGUGCCCAGCAUCUAGAGAUCGAAGGCCAGAAGUGGUACAUGGUGGGAGUGGCUUGAAAGCAGCUCUGCUUCCACCCGUGAGGACAGUGGUAUUCAGACCUCUCACUGUGGGAAUCUUCAUUAAACGAAAGCUCACCUGGAGUCCCUGUCCAGGAAAGAAUGGAACAGAUGAUCGCCACCACCCACUGUGUGCAGCUCUGUGCCAGGCUGUGCUGAGCCCUGGAAAUGCUCGCCAUGGCCUGUCGCACCGGCCAUGCACCCUUCUGCAGAUGAAGGUGAGGCACAGAGAGGGAGCUUCCCCAGGGUAAGCAGGGCAGGGUGCAUGGCCUCUCUGCUGCACCACCCCUCCCUGGAACAGCUCCUAAGUGGAGUGGGAAUUCCGCAGAAUCCCCAGGACCUGGCCAGCAACAGAGGAAAGAGUGGUCAGAUGGGAGACAGAGAGGGCUGGGGGCUGAGGGUACUGGGGCCGUCGGGGCACGGCCUGGCCAAUAAGGAGUCAGGCCACCUGCCCUGCCCCUCCGCCACCUGGCUUGACGAGCCGGAGGGCUGUUGCUUGUUGGGCUGGUUUCAGGUUUUCAUUUCUUAAGGAGAAUCCAGGUGAUGGGCAAUGCGUGGAGCAAAAGGAAGGCAGAAAGGCAGGUGGGCGGAGUGGGGAGACUGUGGGGCGUGCAUGCUGCAGGGCCGCCCUCCCCGACCUGCAUGCAUCUGGGCUGGCUGGGGAGUUCCAGGGACAGCAGGCCGGCUGCUCUUCAGGGGAACCUGUAGACCCUCGGCCAGCAGCCCCCACUCUCCUUCCCUGCUGGACACCGGAGUCUGAGCCAAUAAGCCAGACCUGCCCUGGACCUCGGGGUCCAAAGAGGGCUUUCAGGGAGGGCUGACUGUGUGUGGCCUGAACACACAGUCCUGGCAGCUGCAGCUGGUGGGGGGCAGGUUCCUGGGCCUGGCAGGGUUGGGGGGGGUGUGGCAGCCUCUGUGAUGUGCUGCACGGAGGCCCCUCAGGACUGAGGCACACAUGGCUCACCGGCCUGCUCAUGACCAAAGACCCCUCCGCACAUCACCUUUGGUGACGCAGCUCAGCGGAGACAGCUGUGUCCAGAGACUAUCCCAGGGUGGUCAGCUCCAAGGGUCAUCUCAGCUCCAGAGCAUCCCGGGGUCACAGUGAAGUCGCUGCCUCGCCUGCCCUUUUUCGCGUGGUGUUCGCAAGAACACCUGGGGAAACCCCUGCGUGCAAACUCCAGUCCCAGAGGCGGCAGCCCCCUGGGGGACGGCAGCUGGGAGGGUGGCUCAGUGCCGGGCCGAGAGGGCCUGAGGGUCUGCUCACCUGGCCAGCAGCCACAGUGCAGCAGCAGGACUAGCCUCGAGACCCCAGCCAGGCCGGCCUCCAGGAGACAGGAGGUGAGGAGAGCAGCGCCCCCUCCCUCUGCUGGUGCAAACCUCGGGAGGUCCAGGGACAUCGGGAAGACACACGCCCUUCUGUGAGCCGUGGGGGCGGAGGGGUGCGGGUGAUGCCGCAGGCUGGCACCGGUGGGCCCGGUCAGGAACAAGUCCAUCUGACAGCCAGAGGGCAUAGGAGAGGCUCUGAGAGCAGGGCCCGUGGCACCUCCUCCACCCCCGAGAGGGUCUCCUGACCAGCGGUGCCCAUCUCUGCCCUCUCCUGUGCUCUCUGGCUGGCAAGGUCGGGAAGCCUGACAUUCCCCAGACCUCCUUGCUGACGGGGCCAGGACGUGGGUGGGGAGGUGGGGGCUGACCUUCCCCAGGGCCAGGUGAGGGCCCCACGCAUGGCUUCUCUGUGCGGGCUCCAGCGAGGUCAGGCCUUGCGUGCCAUCGUCUAGACGGCUGUUCUGGGGAGGCAGCCCCGCGUUACACUGGUGUCCUGGGUGCUAGACACUGCACUCCACCCCCCUGCCUCAGAGCAGGGCCCGCUCAGGCCAGGCAAGGCACUGCAGCUGCGCUGGGCUGACGUGGAGGCCACAACCGGCCUCAGAGCCCCCAUAUUCCUUUCCCAGGCCUCCCAAACGUCUCAGGUCUUACUCCCAUUCUGCUUGAGGAAGUUUCUUUUCCCUGCACUGACCCCCGAUGAUACACUCUCCCACACAGAAGACUAGAGAUGUAUUCUUAGGAAAAAUUCCACAGGGCCUGCAGAUGGUGGGGACUCCAGGGACACCAGGCACAAAAGCAGGUGCCACUGGCUCCCAACUGAGUGUAGGAGCUUCAGUGAAACACCUGCCCACGGUCAGUACCGAGGCUCCUUCUACCCAGACCCGCUUCUCCCUCAGACCACCUGCAGCCAGGCUCCACCCCUAGCAGGAACAAGAAGAACCUUCAUGAAGAAGCUAAACUGUUCCACAGAAAAGGCGCACAGACACUGGCAGCCCGGCCAGCUGCCCCCUCGCCCCAUGACUGAUGCUACCUCCUGGCUGCCCAGGCUGACCGCAGCUCUCUCCUGGACCAUUGGAGCCUGGAUGGCCAGGGAUGGAAGAAGCUGCCUGAGCAUCUUCAGCAAGGAAGGAAGGUCAAGGAAGGAAGGAGGGAGGGAAGGAAGGAAGGAAGGAAGGAAGGAAUCAGAACAAAGGAAAACGAGGAAAUCAGAGGAGACAGAGUUCACAGGGAGCAGAGGGGACUUGAAAACAUGUGUCAGCAGAACCCACCCAGCAAUGAAAUGAAGGAAGCAGAGUGCAGCCGUUUGGAUGGGCUCUGAAGUCACCCCGCCGGGGAGGACACUGCAGAGUGCUCACACAUCGCAGGCCCCAUCCAUGUGGAGCCCCAGAAAAUGCAAAGUGGGGGAUGCAGCCAAUCAGUGGAGGGGCCACAGGGCAGGGGGAGCUCUGGGGACGACAGCACGGUGACAGGCGAUGGGCGGAGGCGUUGGUCCAACGUAUCAUGCUGUGCACCUUAAGUACAGCUUACUGUGCAGAAGUUAUACCCCAAUACAGUUGUUUAAAAAUGAAAUAAAAAGCCAACCGUAAGUGACGUCCCCAGAGAGACCUGAGAAGACGGGGCAUCACAAAGUGAGAACAGGAUAGUAUUUUUAAAAAGGAAUGAUCAGGCUGGGCGCAGUGGCUCACGCCUGUAAUCUCAGCACUUUGGGA